ACAUCGAAGAAACCCGGUCUUGCAGAAGACGAAGUGUACAUGCGAUUUUUGACUGGAUGCGCCCGGCAUUGGUGUGGGGUAUCUCGAAGUAAUUGUGGCUUACCCUGAUGGAAAUCCCAAAUCCCAGUGUUUGACAUCCGGCUUCCUCCGUACGAAAUCGUGUCCACGAGCUGAAUGAACGAUGAUGCAAAAUCUUGUAUUUUUUUGCCAUCUUCUAGUGUGCGAGACGUGGAUUGUGAGAAACUAUUGCUGGCACGAUCAAGUUAUGCCGUCCACUUUGUGCCUAACUGAGUAGACGGUAGCGCCCCUCCGGCUCAGAAUGUUACUUCCGUUCUGUGACUGUGCGGUGGAUAUGAACGCUGGAAGUUUCCCGAGCUUGCCUCGGAUGCCUGUUGAAAAAAGGCCGCCAAAAGGCCGCCAAGAACUGUAGCUUCGCGUUCUCAGUGCCAAUACCGUAAGGAAGGAGCGACCGGAUGCCGCUGUCGAGAUAAUUUAGAACUGAAAACUGUGAUUGGUUCUCAUGCUUGGUCUGGACUUGACUACCACGUGCUAGUUACCCUGGUGUAUUUUAACCUGUUACAAUCUGGAGCACGAAAAGUCGACCGCGACGGUAAGAUGCCCGGAACUGUUUUCGUUUUUAUGCGUCGGGGAAUCGACUGUAUCUGCUUAAGCACCCUUGGUGUCUCACCUGCCCCGUGCUUAUGUGCAGGGGAAGUUACCUUAACUGCGAGUUGCCUCAUGGCACGGGGACUGGAAUUUGACGGACGGUGUCUUUUCGUGCAUUAAGGGAGGGGCGGGGUUGAUGCCGUGUUGUGAUUUCUGUACAUGCUUACGCUGCUGGUGGUGUUAACGAAGUGAAGUCCGCGUUAAAAAAAAUUAGUCGCACAAAAUGAAAGUUCCGAGUCGUACAUCACGACUAAUGGCUGUAGCUGGUUUGUGAAGUAGCUGGCUGAACAACCAAUGUGGCGUGAGAAAAAAAGCUUGGACGAUGACAACGGACGGAUUCGUUAGCAGGAACUGAGUUUUGGAAGAACAAGACGCAUUUGAGAGAGGACAGGCGUUUGGUUGCCCGGCAGCAUGCUAUUUUCUUGUCUCACACGAGUUGGGCGCCUUUAUUUAUACCUUGUGCCCUACUUGACCCUGUGUGAUUGGGAAGACGCGAGUGCUAUAUGGGCGCACCUGGGUUGUCUCUGGGAGGCAUUGAGAAUUGAAUCUUCUGCACAUUUUGAUGGGACGGGAAAGAAUUUGCUUGGUUGGAACAGUUGCCACUCACGGUUGGGAGCCAAUGCAAUUUGUGACUUCCCCUCGUCGUUCAUCCAUUGCAAAGAGUUCAGGGUGCGAGACACUACGGUAGUACAGAGAGCGAAUGAUGCCACGCGUACCGUCUUUGUCGGGGGGCAUCAUAUCAUGCACAGGGAGAAGUACUUUGGGAGAGGAGGACGGUGGGUGUUGCUGAUUACGUUGUGUUGUUUGAUCAAGCCACUUGAGAAGCAGGUCGUAGUAGUGCGCCUGGUAAGAGUAUGUUUGGAGCAACUUGUGACCUCACAAAAUGUUCGAACGUAAAAUAUUUGUUGCAGAAUGAACUUGAACCGGGAAGAGACUGUACGUGGGCGGCUUCGCUUCACCUGUGUGUGGAGGAGAGGCGUGGAGAUGGUGCGCGAGAGGAAACGGGGGCGCACAGCGAGGGCAAAGAAAAUGGUUUUGGACUGGAGAGGAGCAGUGAGCUGUUUAUCCUCUGGAAGGCAAGCCAUCUGAUCUGUGUUGUGUUCUCGACCUCUCCUGAUAUCUAGCCGUCUUUUUCCUCCUCGUGAACGUGUAGUCGCAGAGCGGAAGAGGGUGAAGAAAAUGAGCUGGGACUACGAAGCAGCGGGCAGCUUUCUUUGUUGCCCCCCGGAAGGCGAAGCCAGCGCUUUCCCAUCUUUUGUUCUCGACCUCCGUAAACAUGUCGUCGCUGAGCAGAAGAGUGCGAAGAAAAUGAGCUUGGACUAGAGAGGUGCGUGUAGCCGGUUUUUUGCUCCCAAGCCAGCGCCUCCCAACUACUGUGUUCUGAUCUCUCCCUCCUGGUGUGUAGCUGUCUUCUUCACCGAGAAGAGGGGGGUCGAAGACAAGGAGCUGGGACUAGAGAGCAGCGGGCAGCUGUUUUUUCUCCCAAGGCCAAGCCAGCGCUUCCCAUCGAUUGUUCUCCACCUCUCUGUGCUGGUGUCUAGCUGUCUUCUUCAGUCCCGAAAACAUGUCAUCGCCGCCGAGCAGAAGAGGCGGAUAGCCAUCAUUUACCCAAGUGUGCAAACGAAGGAGCGGAGUGGAACAAAUGAACGCUCGCUCACCGGCAGGACUCCCCCCAGCGCCGGAAACCAAUCCUGAUUCGGAGCUGGCCGUGUAGUCCGUUCCCCGGCUCGCCCAAUCCUGCUCAUGUGGACAAGAUGGUCAAGAACCAGAGAAAGGAAUGCGAAAGUCAUUCGUCCAUGCGACCGAUGUUUGUGCAAAUGCCAACUAGUUGUCUGCCUUUGAUACACAUCAUACAGGUCGCGGUUUACACGUGGGGUUCUCUUCGACAUUUCAUCCAGCAUUGGUUGGUUAUGUGGAUAUGCUCCUCCACUUCACCUUAGCGAGCCGUUCUUCAUAUGACGACGUACGAUCAUGCACAUCACUCCGACCACGUGGCGAUGGCCGUUUUAUAACCGGGGCACGCAUUCAGAUUACCUCGUCAUCACUCCAGGCACUAGUGCCGAACCGCAUCUUGCUGUUCUUGCGUCAGAAUAUAUAUGAUGACUACCGCCGUAGUAAAUGGCGCGUGCGUUGGCGUGAAUAUUCGGUCCUGGAUCGAACACAAGCAAACGUCGUAGUCGCUGGCGGGCGAGGUUGGCUGGUGGCUACUGGAUGUGUAGACGGCUGGCGAGCUUGGCUGGGUACCUUGUUCACCCGAAUACAACGUAGGGGCAUUAUGGAUGUGUAUUUAUAGACUGAAAGGUACCCCAAAUUCGGCCAGCUAUAAGGACCGUACGUUGUAUAGGGGGGAAGACUGUAGUACGUUGGCUGUCCGGAAACGAGGAGGAUAGACGGUUGGCGACAGUGUAGGUUGGUUGGCUGGGACCGAGGAGGGGGGGGAAAAAAAUAAAUGGCUGCCUACAGUCUUCCGCCGAACACAACGCACCCUGACUGAUAACGAACGCGUAUACAAGCUUUUGUCUUUCCGCCCGGGUGCAGCAUAAUUGGAGGGUGCGUUGUGAUCGGGGGACGAAGACGCUUGGUUGGCUGGCUGGAGUCGACGGUAAACAUAAACAUUUCUUUCCUGAAUGCAAUGAAGGUUAAUUGAGUUC
Messenger RNA from Chara braunii, 3317 nucleotides. The record is from the annotation of a GenBank genome assembly. Lineage: Eukaryota; Viridiplantae; Streptophyta; Charophyceae; Charales; Characeae.